AUGCACAUCGGGUCUGAUCGCGCAAAGAAGGCGAAGGCGCAGCAGCUGCGGCGGGAGUACGAGGCGCUAGCAUUCCGCGACGGCGAGGCAGUGGAGGAUUUCUCGAUCCGUUUGCAGUCGCUCGUCAGUCAGCUGGCGGCGCACGGCGUCACCAUCACCGACGAGGAGGCGGUCGCGAAAUACUUGCGGGUCGUGCCGCCUAAGUAUGCCCUGAUCGCGCUCUCCAUCGAGACGUUGAUCGACAUGUCCACCCUCACGAUUGAGGAUGUGACUGGGCGCUUGCGGGCAGUGGAUGACCGCGUGGAGACGCCGACAAUAACUACCAGCGGCAAGUUACUACUGACCGAGGAAGAAUGGGCAGCUCGUAUGCGUGAGCGGCGACCCGGGGAAGGCUCCUCCAACCGUGGCGGCUACGGCAAGCGCCAAGGUAAGGCCACGCAGAAGAAGAAGGACGGCAACAACGCACGUCCGAUCGAUAAGGACACUUGUCGACGCUGCGGGAAGACAGGGCACUGGGCCCGGGAUUGCAAGAAUCCCAAGAAGGAGAAGAGGGAGGCGCACUUCGCACAGGUGGACGACGAGGAGCCAGCUCUUCUCAUGGCAACGACCUGCACGUUGCACGACGUCGAGCCAGAGUUGGAGGAAGUCAAGGCGGCGACUACAGAGCACGGGAAGGCACUGCAGGCCGUUCACCUCGACGAGUCGAGUGCCCAAGUCCAUCUUGGACGAAUGGCCAGUGGCAUGGAGCAGAGGUGGUACGUGGACUCUGGCGCCAGCAACCACAUGACCGGCUCCAAGGAGGCUUUCUCCGAGCUUGAUGACAGCGUGACGGGGACAGUGAAGUUCGGCGACGGCUCGAAGGUGGAAAUUCGAGGUCGCGGCACUGUCAUCUUCCGGUGCCAGAACGGCGAGCACCGCGCAUUGACGGUUGUGUACUAUAUCCCGCAGUUGCGUUCAAGCAUCAUCAGCAUCGGGCAACUGGACGAGCACGACUACGAGGUGCUUGUCAAAGGCGGCGUGCUAGAGCUCCAGGACCGAGAACAGCGGCUGCUGGCUAAGGUCCAGCGUUCCAGGAACCGACUCUACCUCCUCGACUUGAAAGUGGAGCAACCGGUGUGCUUGGCGGCACGGCACACUGAGGAGCCAUGGCUAUGGCAUGCUCGGUUCGGCCAUUUGAGCUUCGACGCACUCGGUCGGCUGAGGAAGAUGGUGCGUGGGCUCCCGCACAUCGAGCACGAAGGUGAGCUGUGCGAUAGCUGCCUGGCAGGGAAGCAGAGGCGACUGCCUUUGUCAAGCGGGACGAGAGUGGCGCCAUAG
Striga hermonthica is the source of this 1317-nucleotide messenger RNA. Lineage: Eukaryota; Viridiplantae; Streptophyta; Magnoliopsida; Lamiales; Orobanchaceae. The record is from the annotation of a GenBank genome assembly.